Aspergillus calidoustus is the source of this 246-nucleotide messenger RNA. The record is from the annotation of a GenBank genome assembly. Lineage: Eukaryota; Fungi; Ascomycota; Eurotiomycetes; Eurotiales; Aspergillaceae.
AUGGAUACCCUCCCUCUGGAGCUCUUUCUCCAAGCCCUUGGCGAUCCGUCGCUCUACGAGUCCGCCCAAUAUCUUCGCGUCAACCGGAGAUGGUUCCACUUUCUUAGCCCUAGAAUCUGGAAGCACGCAGCAGACCAUCGUCUUCUGAAUAUUCAGCCUCAUCGACGUCAAUUGUUAGGAUCUCGUACUCCAAAGGCUCCCUCUUUCCAACUCAAUGCCUCAGAUGCUACCUGGCCCCGACCCUAA